CAAAUACUCUAAAAAGGGGGGAAAUUAGCAGAGGAUUAAUUAAAAAAAAGGGACAGUGUAGCUUCAAAACUGGUCAUAUCAUUGAAUGCCCAGUACUGAACAUGUCAUGACAAAACAACACAUCAUGGGCAUGCAUGCAAGAAUUCAAAAAAAGGAAAUUUUGAGACCAAAAAAAUUAAAAAAAUAAACAGAACCCCACACAUAAUUCCUAGCACUUUGUUAGCUAGCUUCCUCCCCAGCCUAGAUAUAAAUACAGACACUCCUUGGUGGGUUUGUAACAGUGCCUGAAGCUGAAGGAGGGUCCCCUGCAGAAUUUAUUAGAGGCCUUUCUUUUGCUGGGUUGGUGUUAUAUUUCUGUUCCUCCCACCGUUCUCAUUCCCCACUUUCUUACUUACUUCUGUUGGUUCUGAGAUCCCUCCAUGGCAUGCUUAGAAAUGUACAACUCCGACCAGCAGCACAAAGGCCACCAUUGCCCGCCAAUGAGCCCAAGAAUCUCCUUCUCCAAUGACUUUGUAGAUUCUCAGCAGAUGAUGAGGCAGCAAGAGAGAAGCCCCUUGUCUCACCCUCCUCCAGCUUCAUCAUCCGACUUCGAAUUCUCGGUCACGGGCUACUCCAUGAUGAGUGCCGACGAGCUCUUCUCCAAAGGCAGGCUGUUGCCCUUCAAGGACAACAACGGCGGCGGCCAAAUGCAGAGGACUACUAUAAGGGACCAGCUCCUCGUUGACGACGAUGGUGAUGUUGAAGUUUCGCUCCGGCCGCCGAAAGGUUCAUCGCCGCGGUGGAAAGGGCUUCUGGGUUUGAGAAGGAGCCACAUUGGGUCGAAGAAAGUUGAGAGGGUCAAUCAUAGUACUAGUGAUCAUCAGGCUCCUGUUGGUGAGAUCUGUAUAAGACCUGGCAGUGGUGGUUUUGUUCAUGACCAGGAUCAUCAGCUGGUGCAUGUUGGUCAAAGAAGUUCCCAGGAGGUUUUGAGUGAUGGAGGAUCAGGAUGCAGGGAUAUGGAGAUUGGAAUAUAGAGAGGAAGAAGUACUACUGAAUACUGAUGAAUUGAAGUGAGUAGUACCUGUUUGGAAAAGUUGUUAGCGGAAAUGAUAGUUUCUGUUUUUUUUCUUUUCUUUUCUUUCUUUUUCUCAUCCAUCUUUUUGAGGGGUUUCUUGUGGUCGGUAGUUGGAGAGGGGGAGGAAUGGUGGGUGAAAUUUUAGUUGAGAUUUUUACCUACUGUGGGUUUGGAUUGAGAAAUUUUUUUUCCUAAGAGAUCUUUACUGUUAGCUGCUUAAAUUCGAAGUUAUGGUUAUCUUUUGUAUUCAUCUCUGUUCUUUUUUUUUGCUUCCCCUGUUCUUGGGGAGAGCUUCCAUAUCUCAGUUCUUCCUAGAAGUUAGAGUCGUCCCAUGCUUUCCCUUUUCUUGUACAAAAGUGAUUUUUGUAAGUUCGGAAGUCGGAAAAGUUGAUUGAGAAAUGAGAAUAGAUCUGUCUCUGUCCAACCCUCACUCUAAAAAGAAACGUUUCGUCUAACCUUCCAAAGAAACUCACUUUUGACUGGGCAUAAAAAAAAAACGACACAGAAAAUCAGAAGUGUUGACUGUAUUAAGAUGGGGUAAGUUGGAAGAAGGAAGAUACAUUUAAUAUGUGU
This is a messenger RNA of Linum tenue, 1627 nucleotides long. The record is from the annotation of a GenBank genome assembly. NCBI's taxonomy places the organism in Eukaryota, Viridiplantae, Streptophyta, Magnoliopsida, Malpighiales, Linaceae.